UUGGGAUAGCGCUAUACCAUUAGAAUCAGACAGCUGAUUGCCCAGCAGGAUGCCGUCAACUAUCCCAACAGAGGGCCUGAAGGACCCUGAAACUGCAGAGCUCUUCUCCAAAGAAGAUCCAGAGAAGCUCUUCACAGAUCUCAGAGAAGUUGGCCAUGGGAGCUUUGGAGCAGUGUACUCUGCACGAGAUGUGCGCACCAAUGAAGUGGUGGCUAUCAAGAAAUUAUCUUAUACUGGAAUGCAGUCUACGAAGAAAUGGCAGGACAUUAUUAAGGAAGUCAGGUUUCUACAAAUAUUAAAACAUCCCAACAUUAUAGAAUACAAAGGCUGCUAUUUAAGUGAGCACACAGCAUGGCUUGUAAUGGAAUAUUGUAUAAGAUCUGUUUCAGAUUUCCUGAAAGUUCACAAAAAGCCAUUACAAGAAAUGGAAAUAGCAGCAAUUACACAUGGUGCUCUCCAGGGCUUAGCCUACUUACAUUCUCAUGCCAUGAUCCAUAGAGAUAUCAAAGCAGCAAAUAUCCUUCUGACAGAACAAGGCCAGGUGAAACUUGCUGACUUUGGAUUGGCUUCCAUGGCCUCUCGUGCCAGUUCUUUUGUGGGAACGCCGAAUUGGAUGGCCCCAGAAGUAAUUUUAGCCAAGGAUGAAGAACAACAAUAUGGUACCGAAGUAGAUAUUUGGUCUCUUGGAAUAACAUGUAUUGAACUAGCGGAAAUGAAGCCUCCUUUACAGAGUAAUAGUUCAGUAAGUGUCUUCAGUCGCAUAAUCAGAAGUGAAUCCCCUACACUACAGUCUACUGAAUGGUCUUAUCAUUUUCGACACUUUGUAGAUUCUUGCCUCCAGAAAAUCCCUCAAGAUCGUCCUACAUCACAGAAACUUUUAAAGCACAUGUUUGUUCGUCGGGAGCGCCCUGAAACAGUGUUAAUCGAUCUUAUUCAGAGGACAAAGGUGCUUUCCCAGGAGGCGCAUAAUGGACCAGCAGUAGAGUCACAGGAAGAAGAGGAGAUAAAGAUAUUUGAAUCUAAUGCUCUUUUCCCUCAGGAACUAGAUUACUGUGUUGGAUGGAAAGGGACAGUGAAUAGUGUUGAAAGUCAUCAGGCUGUUCCCAGUAUGUCCAGCGGGGCCAGUAGUCAAAGCACUAGUGUCAGCAGUUUUCCAGAUGCCUCAGAUGAUGAGAGAGAGCUAGACAUGAUGGAGGGAAACCACCCAGUCACGCCUAGUAGUUCUGUCAUCGAUUUAAAACCUGUUACAAGGCAAAUACAAGAACAGGAGCCUAGAGAACAAAUGUUUUGUUACAUCGAAAUGAGGCGGCAACAUCGAAGAAAGCUGGUGACUCUGGAAAACAAGCUAAAGGCUGAGAUGGAUGAACAUCGUUUCAGAUUAGAAAAAGAUUUUGAAACUCAGUGCAACAACUUUGCGGCAGAAAUGGCGAAACUUAUCAAGAAACAUCAGGCUGCUCUGGAAAAAGAGGCUGAAGUGAUGCCCAAAGAGGAGGAAAAAUUUAAGCAACAUCUACAGGCCCAGCAGAAGAAAGAACUGAACAGCUUUCUGAAGUCCCAGAAGAGAGAAUAUAAACUUCAGAAGGAACAGCUUAAGAAGGCGCUGAAUGAAAGCCGGAGCGCCCCAAGGAAAGAAAAACAGGAAUGGCUGUCAAAGCAGAUAGAGAACAUCCAGCAUCUCCAAGCCGCGGAAAAGACUGAUCUUCUUCAACAUCAGAGACAGUGCCUAGGGCUGCAAUGCCGUUGCUUCCAAAGAAAGAUAUUCCUUGGGCGCUGUAACUUGGAGCAGGACCUUGUCAUGGAGGAGUUAGAUAAGAGGCAGACUCAAAUGGACUUGGAGCAUGCAACGCUACUGCGACAUCACGAAUCCAUGCAAGAACUGGAGUUCCGCCAGCUCAACACAAGGCAGAAGAUGCGCUCUGAGCUGAUCAGACUGCAGCAUCAAGCCGAGCUCACUAACCAGCUGGAGCAUAAUAAACGGAGAGAACAAGGACUAAGGCGAAAGCAUGCCAUGGAGGUUCAACAACAGUCUAAGAGUCUAAAGUCUAAAAAACUCCAAAUCAAAAAGCAGUUCCAGGACACCUGUAAAAUCCAAACCAGACAGUACAAAGCUUUAAGAAAACUCUUACGGGAAUCUACACCAAAGAGUGAGCGCAAAGCUGUUCUGAAACGGCUUAAGGAGGAGCAGACCCGGAAGUUAGCCAUCUUAGCUGAGCAGUGUGACCACAGCAUUCGUGAAAUGCUCUCCACUCAAGCCCUGCAUUUGGAUGAAGCACAGGAGGCAGAGUGCCAGGUUUUGAAAAUGCAGCUGCAGCAGAAACUGGAGCUGCUGAAUGCAUAUCAUAGCAAAAUCAAGCUGCAGGCUGAGGCACAAGAUGAUCGAGAGCUUCGGGAGCUUGAACAGAGGGUCUCCUACCGCAGGGCACUCAUACAACAACAGAUAGAAGAAGAGGUACUGACGUUUCAGAAUGAAUCUACGGAACGAAUACAAAGCCUGCUGGAGCGUCGAGCAACACAAUUGAACGCUUUCAAGUCUGAAAGCGAAAGACUAGGUUUUAGUAACCUUGCCCCUGACGCAUUCAGCCACAGCUCCUCCAGAGCUUCUGAUUUGCCUCACAGUCCAACUGGGGGUCCAGGACCUCACUCGGGGCAUCCCAUAGGUGGCCCACCACAAGCCUGCGGCCAUCCAAUGCAAGGUGGGCCUAGUCAUGGAGGUCACCAUUCCACGCCAAUGCCUUGGGUACCCCGAGGUAGCAGUAUGGGAGUUGGCAAUGGCCCUCAGGCUCUGAGGCGGACAGCUGCCGGGGGACGGACCGAACAGGGCAUGAGCAGAAGCACGAGCGUCACUUCACAAACAUCCAGUGGGUCACACAUGUCUUACACGUAACUUAAUAACUGAGAAUGGCAAUUCCGCUGAGCUGGCCGCCACUACAGACAUCACCCCAGCAGCCUCCUCACUUGGCUACUACCGUGUGGAAGCUGAGUGCAUGUGGUAUAUUUUACUCAUUUUUGUAAAGCGUUUUGUUUUGUGUUUACUAAUUGGGAUGUCAUAGUAUUUAGCUGUUGGGUUUUGUGUUUUUUGUUUUUAACUUUUGGGGAAAUUUUAUGAAAAGGGGAAUUGGUGUGUAUGUGUAUUUAUCAAAUAUGCAGACACACACACACACACACAUAAUGCACGUAGGAAAAAGAAACUGGUUAGAUAGGGUAUUUUCUGAAAACUGCAAAAACAGAAUUCAGCAGUGGCCUGAGUCAUCAUCACCUUUGGGCAACUCUAUCCUAAGAAAUUUGUGAAAAGAUCUAAAGCCUUUCUCCGUAUACCCCACCCAGAUUCUUAUGAGCCACUCACAGCAGGGAGCAUGUGCCAGAACAAGUUAUUAUGGAAACACCUGUAUCCCCUCACCAAUGUAUUUUGUUUAUUAAAUAAAUGUAUUUUGUCUGACUUUUGUUUAUUAAAUUGGCCUCAUUUGAAGUAGGAAAAAAAGUAGAAAUCCAUGAACACUAAAGGGUUGCAUUGACUUUUUCAGAGAGAAGACAACCUAAUUCUUUUUCUCAAUGCUGCAAGUUUGUCAGGGACUUUUUUUUUUUUGGUCCAUUCAAUUGUGCCUUCUUUGAGGCAUGGUGAGAUUGAGGUGCUUCAGGGGGUCACACGUUUUGUGGGAAUUGCUUCACAGCACUGAUCUGGGUCAUCUUCAGCCCCAUCAAUACUAGUUGUGAGACCUUAAGCACAGCUUCUCUGACCAUGAUUCAAAAGAAAUAGGAAAACAGGUGGUUUCUGGCUGGAACAAAUGAACCAGUGUGAGACUCAUCAGCCAUAUUAUGGUUCUCAGAGUGUGUGUGUCUGUGUGUGGGGAGUGUACAGUGGGCAGCCCAGGGCCCAGCCUGAGAGCCUCAGAGAUGCCCAUCUUGCAGGCCCUUCCCAACUUUGCAAUGGAAUUAAUAACUGGGACGUCUGGCUUUGUAAGAACUGGAGAAUAGAUUCGGAUCAGAAAGUAGAUGCCAUUUCAUCAUAGAAGUCUUUAAUAGACUCGGAGAACAGGAUCUAGCUACUUUGACUGUUUCAUUAUAUUCUAACAGACCAAAUUAAGGUCUAUUCACAGUCUCAGUCUUUUCAUAGGGAACAACUCAUGAAAUAACUUUCCCAAGGUCAUGAGUCAGAUGAAGUAGAAACUAGAAGCCACAUCUCCAAACUACCUCAGUGCUCUAUCCCCCACACAAGUUACUAAUUGCCCUCUGGAAAAUAUCUCU
Manis pentadactyla (Chinese pangolin) is the source of this 4242-nucleotide messenger RNA. Its product is annotated as serine/threonine-protein kinase TAO1-like. NCBI's taxonomy places the organism in Eukaryota, Metazoa, Chordata, Mammalia, Pholidota, Manidae. Gene Ontology annotation, biological process: protein phosphorylation; execution phase of apoptosis. The record is from RefSeq and is a predicted model, not a curated record. Gene Ontology annotation, molecular function: ATP binding; protein kinase activity.